Nothoprocta perdicaria is the source of this 3417-nucleotide messenger RNA. It is a transcript of the gene CCNY, whose product is annotated as cyclin Y. Gene Ontology annotation, biological process: regulation of canonical Wnt signaling pathway; regulation of cyclin-dependent protein serine/threonine kinase activity. Lineage: Eukaryota; Metazoa; Chordata; Aves; Tinamiformes; Tinamidae. The record is from RefSeq and is a predicted model, not a curated record. The transcript is spliced from 11 exons. Gene Ontology annotation, molecular function: protein kinase binding; cyclin-dependent protein serine/threonine kinase activator activity. Gene Ontology annotation, cellular component: cytoplasmic cyclin-dependent protein kinase holoenzyme complex; plasma membrane. Bases 8 to 1042 code for a protein of 344 amino acids.
AGCCGCGAUGGGCAACGCCACCUCGUGCUGCGUGUCGUCCAGCCCCAAGCUGCGCCGCAAUGCCCACUCCCGCCUCGAGUCCUACCGCGCCGAGGCCGAGCUGAGCCGCGACGACACGGGCUGCAACCUGCAGCACAUCAGCGACCGCGAGAACAUCGACGAUUUGAACAUGGAAUUCAACCCAUCAGAUCAUCCUCGAGCCAGUACAAUAUUUCUCAGUAAAUCUCAAACAGAUGGAAAAUUAUUGAGAGAAAAACGCAAGAGUCUCUAUAUAAACCACCAUCCUCCUGGGCAGUUGAGAAGGAAGUACAGUUCCUGCUCCACUAUUUUCCUGGAUGACAGCACAGUCAGUCAACCAAACCUCAAGUAUACCAUCAAAUGUGUAGCUCUUGCAAUAUAUUACCACAUCAAAAACAGGGACACAGACGGAAGAAUGCUCUUAGAUAUUUUUGAUGAAAACCUUCAUCCCCUCUCGAAAACCGAAGUGCCACCAGAYUAUGAUAAACAUGACCCAGAGCAGAAACAGAUCUACCGCUUUGUACGGACGUUGUUCAGUGCUGCUCAGCUGACUGCUGAAUGUGCCAUUGUCACCCUGGUAUAUCUUGAAAGACUUUUAACUUAUGCAGAGAUAGACAUUUGCCCAGCAAACUGGAAGCGAAUUGUACUGGGUGCAAUUCUCCUGGCAUCCAAAGUCUGGGAUGACCAGGCAGUGUGGAACGUGGAUUACUGCCAGAUCCUGAAGGAUAUCACAGUGGAAGACAUGAAUGAGCUGGAACGCCAGUUUCUCGAGCUGUUGCAGUUCAAUAUUAAUGUUCCCUCCAGUGUUUAUGCCAAGUAUUAUUUUGAUUUACGUUCCCUGGCAGAAGCAAAUAACCUGAGUUUUCCUCUGGAGCCCCUGAGCAGGGACAGAGCUUAUAAACUCGAGGCCAUUUCCCGCUUGUGUGAAGAUAAAUAUAAGGACUUCAGGAAAUCCGCAAAGAAACGGUCAGUCAGUGCUGACAAUCUGACUGUGGUUAGAUGGUCCCCUGCUAUUAUCUCCUAACAGAGGAGACUGGAAUAUUCCUAUGGACUGUUUCAUCCAUCCAAUGGUUUUUGGGGUAGGCUGGGUGGGGGAAAAAAAAAGACUCUUUUUUUUUUAUUUUAAUUUUUAAAUCUGUCAAGCUGCCUUUACAGUGCCUCCCCAUUGUGUAGCACACAAGCGUAAAAUACCUAGUGGAAGGAGAAAUCAGUGGCUGGGAAAGAAGAUGGGCAACAAUUUUCUUCUCACUUCACUAACAGCUUUACCAUUUUAUGAGGAUACAGCAAAUCAGGUGCUUGGAAGAAGAAACAAAAACARUGAAGUAGAGGCAGAAGACGAUUAAGAAUUGUGCCAUUUUUUUGUAAUAUGCUCUACUUUUGAAGAGAAAUGACAGCGUGAAAACAAACCACAUAGUCAGAUGACUGUGCACUAGAGGAGUGAAGUUGGGAGCGAUCCAUCCUAAAGUUUUCUCUUAAUAUCUUUUUUUACUUUUUGUUUCUGCAUUCCUCAUUGCUGCUUUCCAGGAUAAAUUCUUCCCCUUGCACAGCAGCAAAUACAAAGUCUGUAUUUACAGUAGCACAAGCUCCAGAAUAAAGAGGGUUUUUGGUUUUUUUUUUCCCACUGCACUUUUCUCUCUAAGCUGUCUUAUUAGCAUUAUUCUUCAUAAUAAUUAUGCAUAUGUUAUAUUUGUUCUAUGCCUUUCAUUGUAUUUCAAAAGAGAUAACUUGACCAUAGUGCUGAACCAAAAGUGUGUACAGGGAUCAGAAGAUCGUUCAUAAUUUCACGAUGUGUUUUAUUUAUAGUGUACUUGGGUGCGUGUGCCUUCCUGAGUUCUUGGAAUCAUUUAUUUUUCCUUAAUAUAAAGAUACAGUUGUUAAAGUAUUCAGAUGAUGAUGAUGAUGAUGAUGAGACUUGGGCCAAAUCUCUGAAAUUUGCAACAGAUCUUGUGAUCCUUUUGCAGAUUUUCACAGCGUUAGAAGUUCAGUAGAAUUCAUUUGGAGGGAGGUUGGUUUUUUGUGUGUGUUUUGUUUUGCUUUGUUUUUGGUCUGGCCUGACUAGUUCAUUCCUUCACUUCCAGGUCCAUUGUUGCAAGCAAUAUUCUCAAUUUUUAUAUGUUUACUUUAAAUCAAAGUGAGUCUGUUUGUAUAAAAUAAAAAAUAAUAAAAAAAAAAUCCAGUGAGAAGGCCUGUAGAAGAGCAGAAUGGUAAUCUUAACAAGGUAUUUGUCACAAGUAGAUUCGAUUUUAAAACUAAAGUACAAACCCUUGAUUUUUUUCAGUGUAGGUGCUUAUAGAAAUUAAAAAUAACCAAACUGUGAAGAUAAGUUUAAACGCUGAUUAUUAAGCUCUUCUGUUGUUGUUACUAGUUCCCUCUUACUAUCCCUGGGGAUUUCCCCCUUGGGAUUUGUAAGAACCCUUUAGAGAAAAUAAUUUACCAGAGGAAACAUAAUUGCKCUACCCUAUUGCAUCCCAGAGUGAUCUGUGUUUUUUUUCCAUUUAAUUGCGCAGCUUAGAAAGAUACGGUUAAAAAUAUCUCAGUCCCCUGAAAUCCUUUAUUUGUGACUAUCACUGAAAUGAAUGGCAACAGACGUCCCUGAUUUAUGCACUAACGUGGUAAACCAUAAAGAUUCCAUGUUUGUUUUAUUAAGCCCUAUGGGCUUGUAGCAAAGCUAGGGGCCCAGAGAUGCACACUCUUAACUCCAGUGCAAUGCUAAUCAGAUGCCUCCAGAUGGAGAAGCACUGACAGGAUUGAAGUGGUUAAGACCAAACAAUUUUCUGUAAACUUUCUAAUGUGAUUCAUGCAGUAUGAGACAUGAAGGCUUUGUCUGUAAAUUCUCCUGAGGUCUUUGGGGCCUUUARAAUAAUCUAAUUCUCAUCAUUUAUUCUUGUGCCAACACAUCAGAACUGUGAGUACCCCAGUCCAUUUUUCCCUUGAACGUGGAAUGUAAGGCAAGUCUUUAUUAAGGUAAAAAUGCAAAUUGGAGCAUUUGGAACCUCUUUGCAAAUAGUAUCAAAAGGAGCAUUUUCAAAGCGUUUGAAAUUUAUCCUUUAUAAGCAUAAAUUUAGGCUUUAAAAAUAUGUAAAAUAUUUUGAUUUAUCAACACUUUGCUAAACUAUUUUUGGUUUAACUUGAUAUCAGGAAUAUUGGUUUUAUCCAUUUCUGGGUGAUAGAGAUAUGAACUUUGGAUUAUGUAAAAAAUCUCAAUGCAUCUACUAUAAUUUUUGUGAAGUUUAUUAAACUACUUUAAAGAUUGUAUAGUCUAUUUAUUGUAUGUAUGUACAUACAGUCUGAUACUUUAAAAAGUGGAUUCCGUAAAACCUGGCUCAGUCUUGUUUAGACUAUUGAAUAUCGUUUUAGCCUUGUGCACUGGACUCUACCUCUGUAUAGGAGAAUUUUCCA